Molecule: messenger RNA, 10855 nt
Organism: Cydia pomonella (codling moth)
Lineage: Eukaryota; Metazoa; Arthropoda; Insecta; Lepidoptera; Tortricidae
Product: tripartite motif-containing protein 2-like
Exons: 12
Coding region: 909-2987 (692 amino acids)
Biological process (GO): positive regulation of DNA-templated transcription
Cellular component (GO): chromatin; nucleoplasm
Molecular function (GO): protein binding; zinc ion binding; ubiquitin-protein transferase activity
Source: RefSeq, a predicted model, not a curated record
GUACGCUUAGCGUUAGGUUGGUUGGCGUAUUGCCAACAAUAAAUUAAGCGCCUACUGCGAUGGUCAUAGCAAAAUGUUUUGGUAUUGAUAAAAUUAUAGGUUGCUUAGUCGGUUUUUAAGGAAUACAUAUUUGGAAAAAAUCUAUUUCGCCGCGUUAUUUUUACGAAGUUUAGACUUUUUGAGUACGCUAAGGGUCUUUAGUGCACUAUUUUAGAUCCGAUCCGAUCCAGACAAUUAAUAAUAGCAUUAGCAUUUCCUAAUUUCUAUAACUUUAUACCAAUUCAUUCUAUAUCAAAAUAUACCUUAUUCCAUUGCAAUAAGUACCAACGCACCAAUGCCAGUAAAGUAAUCAAACAUGCGCAAUCGUAGUCUAGUCAAACGCAGUCUGACAGUUCGUGUGAGGUUAAUGGUCGACUCGCUCGAAAUAGUUUUGAUUUUGAUAAAUAUUUAUAUUCAAAAUUCUUCUCAAUCAUGUAGAUUCGCAAUAUAAAACAGUAAUACCCUUUCCAUUUUAAUAUUAUGUUGAUCCCUAGUACUAGUGACAGGAAGUUAGCAAGGAAAUAUUGUAAAUAUAUGAUGUUUCUUUGUCAUGAGAAUAGUUUUUCUAAUACUUAUCGAUCGAUUACGAAAUAGCAUUUAGCUUGUUUUGUUAAACAGUGUAAAUGAUUUUCAUUAAAAUAGCUAGAGUAUACUAUCUAAAUUUGCGAGAGGCCGUCUCGGCCGGAAUAAAGACGCGUUAACUCGAGCUACGCUAACGUGUUAUGUGUGAAGUGUUUACUCAAUCCGACCUAUUCACAGCCAGUUAAAUUUGCUUAAAAAAGCCAUUAAAUUAAAGUGGAGAUUCGACGUCGCUACUUGGAAAAAGAUAAGGAGAGGUGUGUCUAUGUGUAGCUCCUGAGGUCACUUCCAUGUAUUGUUGCUCGUUUCUUUCACGUUUGGGCGUCGGGAUGGCGAGUAUGAGUUCGACGCUCGUCGAGACCGUCUCUAUAAACUACGAGGACUUUAACGAGAGCUUCCUUACCUGCGGCACAUGUUUAUGCACUUACGACGGCGGUGAGCACACGCCUAAGCUUCUCCAAUGCUCACACACGGUUUGCUUACAUUGCCUCACUCGAAUAGCCGCCUCACAGACCAGAGACGCUGGUAGCUUCCGAUGUCCCAUCUGCCGCGAACUAAUAACUAUACCAAGAGGCGGGGUACAAGCGUUACCACCCUCGUUCCUCGUCAAUCAGCUUUUAGAUUUAAUGGCCCGACAGAGAAGAGAAGUCAUUCCACAGUGCAGUUCUCAUCCUGGUCGCGAGCUGCUAUUUUGUGAGACUUGCGACUGCGUUUUCUGUCGACAUUGUGCUGACGGGCCACACAGCGACACGCCUUGCGACCAUACUGUAGUACCAUUCUCUAUAGCGUUAAAAAGAAUGUCUGAAAUUCUACUAUAUAGAGCAAAUGAGUGUUUAAGUAAGCUUGGUUCAGCAAGAGAUGCGGUUGCCAGUGAGUUGAGAAGGUUAGAGGCCGCGGCCACUGCAGCUGAUGAUGCUAUAGACAGGCAUUUUAAUGAAUUGAAGGCUGCCUUAGAGAAACGACAUAGCGAACUGAAGUCGGCGGCGUCGGCCGCUGCCACGCAUAAAAGGAAAUUACUUGAAGAACAGUUAAAAUUAAUAGACGCUGAGAAAACCAAGGUUGAAGCAGAAUGUUCAGGCCUCCAACAACAAGUGGAAGUCCGCGAAGUAAGCAGCCGAGCGGCAGCAUUAGGCGCUCGGUUAGGAGACGCGGCGGCGCUGGCGGAGCCCCGCGAAAACGCUUUCUUGGCUGUGGACUUUGGCCAUAACGAUGCUCAGCAGAGAUUCGCGGAAGCACUGGCGGAACUUGGGAGAGUAAGGACCAGUACGACGUUUCCUGGCCUGUGUACUUUGCAAUUAGAAUCCGGGUGUGUUUGCGGCUUGGAAGUGAGCGUAAUUCUCCGCACGGUGGAUUAUCACGGCGAAGCGCGAAGCACAGGCGGCGACCCCGUCAGUGCGGCCGCCACGUUAGACGAUGCGCCUCUACCCUGCACCGUCACGGAUCUCGACUCUGGUCACUACAGGAUCACGUUACGACCUUGGGCGGCGGGUGCGCUGACGGUGCGCGUGCUGGUGUUCUCGCGCGCGGUGCGGGACUCGCCGCUGCGCGCGGACGUGGCGGCCACGGCCGCGCCGCUGCUGCUGUGGGGCGCGCGCGGCGCCGGCAAGGAGCAGCUCAGCCAGCCCGUGGCUGUGGCCAGGUGUCCAAAACGCCGCGAGAUCUACGUGCUGGACGCGGGGAACUCGCGCGUGAUGGUGCUGGACGAAGAAACUUUCGCCUUUAAGUCACACAUCGUUAAUGAAGGUUUAGCAGGUCGCAGUUGUACCGGGAUCGCGGUGACGGCGGACGGCAUAGUUGCUGUCAAUUGGCGGACGCGAACACUCACUGAGGUGAGCGUAGAAGGUUCAACGCUGCGCACUAUCAAGUCGGAUCGUCUGGUCGAGCCCGUGUGCGUGGCGUGCGACCCGAACGGUCGGCGACUAGCCGUCGGCGACAACGGCGCGCGAUGCGUGUUUUUGUUUGACGCUCAUGGGGCGAUAGAACGAGAGGUGGGCGGCGGGUCGCUGGGGCUGGUGGGCGGGCUGGCGCUGGCGGGCGACGUGCUGGUGGUGGCGGACGCGGCCGUGCGCGUGUACGACGCCAGCGGCGCGCUGCAGGCCACGCUGGCGCCCGUGCCCAAAGGUCGCGGCGGCUACGGCGGCGUGGCGCUGGAGGAGUCGGAGGCGGGGCGCCACAUCGUGUGCGUGCGCGCGGCGCGCGGGCGGCCCGCGCUGCUGGUGCUGGAGGCGCGCGCCGGCCGCGUGCUGGCCGCCUGCGAGCUGGCCGAGCGCCGCCCGCGCCGCGUCGCCGGCCUGGCGCUGCUGCCCAACAAGAGGGCUCUGCUGGCCGACUUGGCCGGGAACUGUCUCCGGCUGCACACCUACUGGUGAAUGAAUGGAAAGGCGAAGUAAGGGAACGCUUCAAGCUGCCAUUAGGCGUAUCGCAAACGAAUUUCAUGCUAGUCGAAUAUUGCAACGGGGAAUCGAACUGAAGGCCAUAAGCGUGGGCGGUACUCGUACCAAAGUCAAUAGUCGCCGUAAGGCUUCUAUCUUAUCCAUAGACAUAUAUCUAAAUAGACGUCGUAUUUACCGCGAUUUGAUAUAAAGCGUGAGCAUCAAUUGAUUCUAAUCUUUAAGGACACGUUUACAUUAGGCUUAUAAUUUGCGUCUCACAGCGAGCCUCCACCACUGACUGAGCUUAAUGUGCCCUAAGCAAUCUUUAUCAAAAUUAAAAUCAAAUAUAGUCAGAAAUUUAUAAAUCCGUGUAAAAAGCCAUUUGGUUAUCAAAAAACACCCCUUCACACAUUCUCGGAAAAGAUUAAAAGCUGCACGCAAAGUAGGCGAGUUUAGGUGUUCUACUUAGAUAUAUGUCUGUGAUCUUAUAAUUUACAAUGUUCUUUAGUACUUACAGUAUUUAUUUACGUAUUAAGUCGAUUAAGUUUUUCACAAUCAUGUCAAAGAACGAACUGGGUUUUUUCGUUGGUCCUUUAACUUUUUGGUUUUUAAUAUAUUUGGCGUAUAGUGAUAAGUAUUUAUAUGAUUAUAUAAUCGUUUGAAAAAUUAUGAUAUUUAAAUGCUUCGAAAUAUUGUUAUUGGCGUUAAAAAUCUCACUUUUGACUAGUCAUUCGACGGUGGCAUUUAUUGUUAUCUAAAUUUCGACACUUAAUCUCGAUGUGAAAGGGCAGAUGUAAAUUGUCUGCUCAGCACAAAUUCAUGACAAGGGUGGUGGCAAAUUGUGAGACUGAAAAAUCCACGCCUCGUUGAGGAGAACAAGAGAAUUUAUACUCUUAUUCGUAAUUUGAUUCCAAAGAUUGCACUAACAACAAUACUCUUUAAUCUUAACUGGCCAUUGAGAACCUUAUGCCUUUGCAAUAAUGUCUACGUGUAAGUUAACACAUUCACUGCCAACGUUUUCGUAGCGCUACGCUCGUAGCCGAUCCCAGCGUUUUCCUGCUUUGUGGAGGACAGUGACAACGAACAGAGCCCGCCGCGCGGGUUUUCGGCACUCAAUGUGUUAACAGUGAGAACGUUGGUAAACGUCUAUCACUGAGUAUCAAAACUGUUUCGUAACAAUAAAAAAAUAUAGUGCAUACUUGCACUAGUGGCCUGGCGGUAAGCGCGUGCGACUUGCAAUCUGGAGGUCGCGGGUUCAAACGUCGGCUCGUACCAAUGAGUUUUACGGAACUUAUGUAUCAUUUGAUAUUUACCAGUCGCUUUUCGGUGAAGGAAAAUAUGGUGAGGUAACCGGACUAAUCCCAAUAAGGCCUAGUUUAUCCUCUGGAUUGGAGGGCAGAUAGCAGUAACUUUCGUAAAAACUAGUGCCUACGCCGAUUCUUGGGAUUAGUUGUAAAGCGGACCCCAGGCUCCCAUGAGCCGUGGCAAAAUGCCGGGAUGACGCGAGGAAGAUGAUGAUGACUGCAUACUUGCACAAAUAAUGUGAAGUCUAUCAAAUAAAUAUCAAUAUAUUUUAUAUAUAUGUAGUCAAUAUAAGUAUUCGUCAUAAUAAAGAGGUUUGACCUGAAGUUGGUGUCUUCUGGGCGCUGGUUUUUGGAAUCAAAUUGUAAAUAAGAGUAUAGUUUCCUAAUUAGAUUUAAGAACAGAAAUAAUGGUUAAUAUGUGAGCAAUUUACCAUGAUCCUUUUUGGUGUUCAAAAUUCUAAUUUUGAAAUGCUUUGCGCACGAUAUUAUCCUAUCAGAUAUUAUUACUAAGUAUCAAAUUUGAAGCAACAAAUCAGCUUAAACAAAAUGUAUCUCAUUUUUACAUUUAAGAACGUUUUCAUCCUUUACUCAUUUGCAUUGUUUUACCACUUUAUUAUAAAUUUGCUCAAUGAAUACGGAAACACCAUAUCACGUAGUUGAUGCUUCCAUUUUGCUAGUUUAGAUGUUAAAGCAUUCGUUGUAAAAAUAAAAUUAAUAGAAGAUCUGUGGCGUAUGUUGGUAGUGUACAUCUCUUAAGAAACGGACACUAAGAUUAGACUACGGUUUGACCCUUAUAUCGCCACAGUCACGAUAGGACGACAAAAUGAAACCACGAAAUAGAUAACGGCGACCUUAGAGGCCAAAUAUAUCGGAACACAAUGUUCCGAUUAGGGAUGUCAUGAAUAUUCCUAUUCGCAUCAAAUGAAGCGAAAGUUUUGCGAAUGCGAAUGUGCGCAGGUCGUGUCCUGUCUCUUCGACUCUCGUAGGGGCAGUGCACGCAAACUGUUUCAAAGUAAUGCAUUUCCACCAGAAGACAGCAUUUCCUAAUACUAUAACAUGCCCUUCUAAAGUUACAUAUGUUUUAUGUACUAACAGAUUUUUUUUUUUUUUUUCAAAUUAGGAACGAUAAUAACAACUGCAUAUUCCCUUAAAUUCGUAUUUGCAUUCGGACAUUCGCAUCCUGGACAUUCGGAUUCGCAUUCAUGAAUGUGAAUUAUGUGACAUCCCUGGUUCCGAUAUAUCUGUGUGUUCAACACAUCGUUAUUUAUAUGGUACCAAAGAGGUAUAUAUUCAUCUAUUUGAUGCUGACUUUACAAAAAAUAUAAUUAAUUGCUUCAUAUUUCCUUCAGGAUUGGAUCUAGUAAAUAACUUAAUAAUUCGCUGUGGCGCUAAAAGGAUUAAACGAAUUGGAUUUCAUCUAGUUGGAGUUGAAAAGUGCACCGUUUUCCUAUUAUCAGUAUUGUUACUUUUUAAACGUACGACCUAAUAAUUUAAUACAAGGGUUCCAGAAUAGCGUCUGUUAACUACUUAAACACUACAGUAUUAGAAAAUAACGUAAAAUUUAGAAGGCAACUGUCACCUAUAAUAUAGUAUGAAUUUUUUGAAAUGAUUUUUUAAUCCGGCCCCUAAUCUGUUAUACAGUCAAGUGUAAAAAUAUGGGUGUACACAUCUUACUCAAUAAUAUGUCCCAUAGCAUCUUAUUCCAGUGUAAUAAGUGCGUAGUACGAUACAUAUUUUUGCACUUGACUGUACAAGUGACAGCGUGAGGGCCUGUGAUGCUGAGUGUAAUAAAAAAUAGAUGAGUGUAACAGUUACCACCCUCUGUUAGUCGCCUUCUAUUUAUCUUUGACCUCCACGACUAUCUUAACACGCAAUUGUCAACUUUACAAAAAUGUUUUAAAGUCCAUUUGUACUUUAACCUUUGUCGGCUAUAGCCGACUUUGGCGGUCAAAGAGGUAAACUCUUAAAAGGAAUAGAACGAAGGUAUAUAACGGCCCUUCUUUUCUUAAGUGCAAUGUCCUUUAAAUACCGAAUUAUUAUGAUUAAUUUAGCUGUAACUAUCACCCAAUAUAUAUGUGUCUAUUUUGUCAAGAGAAAGGAAAGCCAUGGAUAUGACAAUACGAAAUCAACUAAUGACUUGUAAUACGUGAUAUUAAUAUAAUGCAUUUAAUAAACACCGAAUUAUACAGUAAGAACACAACCGUGGGUUGCAACGAAAUAGCUUUUUUAACCACCUACGUAAGGGCACUUGCACUAGCCAGGGUUAGUCAGAGUUAACCGUUAACACAGGAUAACUCCGGGUUUUAUUGGUUAAUCCCGAUGGCGCAAGUGGCCUAGUGGUUUAAUCUUUAAAAAAUCACUUUGUGAUGAAAUCUACCUAACGACAUGUGUCUAUUAUCAGUUGUUUUAUUGCUUUGUCACGAAAUUUGAAGGUUUGUCACUUUUGUAAUAGCAUUAAGGUUCAAAAAUGACAAAGCUUCAAAUUUCCUGGCUGAACGUCACAUUAUGCUUUUCUUUCUAAUUAACAUGCAAUUGUUGCAUACUCUUGUACAAUAUGUAAUAUUUGUUCAGCUGCUACUUUUUACACUAACCGAUACUAAUGUAGUACCAGUACAAGCUACAACUCACAAAUGUUGUAUGUUUGCUUUACUUAUGCAUAAAUGAAUUUCAAUUGUGUGUUGAGGCAACCAUUGGCGUGUGGCGUUUUUAGUCAUUCGUUUUGUAAUGCAGAUCAUGUUUUUUUUUCAAUAGCUAAAGAGAACAUGCAUAUCAAAAGAUAUGGUGAAGUAAACAUGAUAAAGGCAAGAGUUGUCACAGCUUAAUGAAAUGUUAUUCAAAUUGUAACAAUAAGAAAUGUAUUACAAUACGAGGCUUUUAUCUGUUAUUAACUAGAUUAAAUCAAAAUAUUCAUAAUAAGAACUUGUAAUAACAAUCAUAAUAUAAAAAAAUAUCAAAACCCACUAUUAUUCGUUGUUAGAAAUUGUGAUUGUUUUGUACAAAUCAUUUCGAAUCAUUCAUUUUGGUUAAUUGUAUUGCUAGUUUUGAAGCGUACUGUUAGUAGGUACCUCGAGGAAACGAGUCAAUUAUGGGUACACAAGAACUGUGAAAAUGGCAUUAAUAUAGAAUAAUAAGAACCGAAUCGCCAAGCAACAGGUCAGGAUUUGAGUAUUAGUUACUCUUUCAUGUUUCGAUGGAAAAUGAAUACCUACAGUUUGUACGCUCAAUGAAAACUUUGUGUAGAAGUGACCCCAUUUUCAAUGCUUUUGAGUACCUAUAUAAAAAUGUUAUAUAUACCCUUUUCAACGUGUGUGUGUUUUUAACUACCUUGACCAUCUCAAAUUUGUCACGCUGUAUACAUUUAAGCUUGACGCACACACGUGGGCGGGCGCGUGCGGGUGCAUUUUUAUGCCCUUCACACAUAACGCGGGUCGAGUCGACGGCGCAGUAUGAAUGCUCAGCAGCAGGUCCUAGUCUGCAUUAAGGCCCAUUUUAUUUGUAACAAAAUACAACGUAAAUGGCCAAAAUAGAAUGUGCUGUGUGUGGUCAUAUAAAACUAGCUGAAUAGACGCACCGUGGUCUCGCUGGGUCACGCACCCGACCCGCCCCACUUGUGUGCGUCAAGCUUUGCAACCCAAAACUACUCAGUGAAUAAAUAUGAAUGAACGUAAUAAUGUUAAAUAGCACGUGUGGCUUGCUUUCUAUUGGGAUGUUUCAACAAAGCAAAUUAUGAAAAAAACCUAUUACAAUUUAUCUAACCAAUUUACUUUGGCCACAGUCGACGUCAAACAUGUACUAUGUAGGUAAUCAUUUUUCGCCUUAUAACGUUGGAAUAUGGUGCAAAAGUGUUUACAUACUUUCGACGUCUACUGCAUUUUGUCAAAAUGAUCAAUGAUUAUCGUCAUAAAUCGAUUUGUUACGAUGACGCCCUUAUUGUCUUCAAUUGUAUAAAAUAAGGUCUAGUCUCAAAUAGUGAUCACACUACAUUUCCUUCAAAAUAUGUUUAUGUGGAAGUGUUUUUUUUGUCUUAAUCUGUUUAAAGAAACACAGAAUAUUGAUAGGACAAUAUACUAUAAGUAUCUGUUUUUAGUUAGUUAUUAGCGAAAUGAAGGUUAGCGCCCGACUGAAAUAACCUAUAGGUUAAGAUUUCUCAUGAUACCGCCUAAAAAUUGGAAAAUAUCUAAGAUACCCUUUCUCCUAGUAACCCAAAAAGCUUUGGUAUCUUAGGAUAGCGGUGCCGUCAUAUGUGACGUUCCACGACGAAAAGUGGCGCCGCAAUACUAAUGCGGGUACUACGCGACGUAAGCCGUGGCCGUACCUUUCGUCGUGGAACGUCACAUAUACUGGCCGCAAUACGGUUGAAUAACAUCAUUAGAACGUCGAAUAUGUAAAUAAAAUGGCACGGUUUCCGAGAGGGCGGCGAUUGAAGGAACAUUGUUUUUGCGUCCGUAAUAUUACGGAAGCUAUAUGACGGCACCGCUAUCGUAGAAAACUAGAGCUUAAGUGCCACAAAUAUUUAAAACUUUUCUCAUUAGAUACUUUGUGUUCUAGCUUUUACAUCUACUGCGGAUGUAGUCGAUGGCAAUAGGCAGUCGGUUUAAGUGUAAUAUACUUCAGAAUAGAAAUAUCUAAAUACCUAUCUUUUCUUGCAAAAUAUGUCCGAUAUUUGUGGCGUUCAUAGGGCAGGUAGGUAUUAUAUAUUUUGAGCUACGCAUAAAACAGGUACAUUCAAAUUAAUAAAUAUGUAUACAUUUCAUCACCUUAAUCCAAUGGAUACAUUAUUAUGCGACCAAUCAAGCAUACCUAAAUACUAAUGCGUGUAGUACUCGUAUACACAUUAGGUCAUCGGGUCUUUAUGAUGUGUACUUGUAUUCCUUGCUCAGGAGUAAGUACCUGCAAUAAUGGAAAACCUAUGAUUUUAAGUCAAAGUGAAUAUUAAAAAUUCAGUCGCAAAAUAUUUAGGGAUUACUUAAUUACUAUUUAUGUGAAUCGAACCGAGCUCUGUAUCAAAAGUAAAUGAAAAUAACUCUUUAAAAAUAUUAUUUUUGUACUGAUUUAAAGUUCCUUUGUUUCUAUCUGUCCAUUGUUAUCUACUGUUACAAUAAAAGUAUAACGUGAUAGGCUGUAGUUUCAGAAAGGAUUCGUAUUACGGCUACUAUACCAUUAAUAAUUAUAUAAGUCAGCUUGUACUUGUAUGUAUAUUUGUUAUAACUUGAUAAUGUACACUUCAGUCGAUAUCCGUUAGAUUUAGCGCAUGAUCAAGCUCGAGUUUUUAUUCAUGGAAUGGCAAGCAAUCUCAGAUUAACACUGUUAUAGGCCAUCGCGACGCAUGGAGGAUGUCUUUGUAUUAUAAAUAUAAACCAUUCUAUGAAUCUCUUAUUAGAAUAAUUUAAGAAAAAUAUGUUACACCCUGUUACCGUUCUAAAGACGGUGUGCCGUCAACAAUAUUUUUUGAUUUAAAUUACAUUCUUAACGCACCCAAUAAAGUCUUCAUUAUGAAAUAUGCAUUAAAAAUACUUUUUUGCGCAAUGUUAAAUUAUUAAAAUUUAAUUCGAUAUUGCAUCUAAAAUAGUAAACAUACAUUUGACGUCAACUGAUUGUCUUUUAUUAUAGUCACGGUGUUUGAAUGUUGAGCCAUUGCUUUUGCAUUACAUUGGACACUUCAUAGCAUAUAAGUAUUGAAAAACCAAAUUGGUACACUAAAAGACCGUACGUUUAUUGUAACAUUUGAACAAAAAUUCUAUAAACGGCAUAAGCCUCUUGCUAAAUUGUUUGGGUCAUGUUGAAUGAUUUUACAUAAAUAUAUCAAACGUCCAACACCUAAAGCUCUGGUUUCCUCGGAUAGCGCUACCGUCAUAUAGCGGCCGUCCCCAUACAAAAUAAUACGGCUGGAUGGAGUAGUAUUAUGGAGACGAAUGCUAUAUGACGGUACCGCUAUCCUAGGAAACCAAAGCUUAAAUGAAUUUAUUUCUAACAGCUCCUUCACACUGUUUUAGAUAAUUCAGAUCAGUUAGAGAAUUACGAAGAUAGUUGCACCGAAUAGCAUUGAGGUGGUGUGAAGGGGCUACGCGUAGUGCAUCCGUCACAAAUGCAUCCGCCACUGCCUUGUAACUCACGUGCAUUUUUAGAAAUAUUCAAGAUGUUGAUCGUCUUAAUAGAAGUCACAAUAUACCUAAACUUAAUGUUAAGGCAAAAUAGAGCAAAAUUGUAAUUACAUAAUCUUAAUAUAAAUACAGUUGCAACAGCAGAUUGGUACAAAAUGUAAGAUUUAACAGAAGCAUAUGAAGAUAAUUAUUUUUAUGCCAUAGCGAAACAGAUAUUUAGAUUGGUAGUAAAGAGUACUUGUUAAUUUAAAAAAAGAAACUAUUUUGGCAUCAAUAUUUUAUAAUAAUUAAAAAGGAAUUGAGUAAACGCACUGUUUAUUGUAAUGUCAAUGCUCUUUGUUUGUCAAAAGCUGUGAAACUGUACUUAAUUUGUAAAUCACGAAGUAUCUCAGUGUACUUGUUGAUGGUCACUUUUGUGAGAGAUGGUGACGUUAAUAAAUCCUGUAAAGGUACAUAAUUA